AUGGAGCCCAAGAAGAAACCUGGACCUUCGGCUUACCCAUCCACCUCGAAGGCUCCGCCGCCCACGGCCUCUAACGCUACGAGGGUGCGGAGGCGCACGAGGGCGCGAACGCUGCUGGGGAAGUGGUCAGAGCAGGCGGUGCCGCCACCACUUCCCCCGCAGCCGACGCAGGAGCACGAGGCACCAGAGGAGAGCAGUAUCAGCAACACCCUGACGGCCACGCUCCCCAAGGUACGGGCGAGGGGGUCACACCAUCUGCGCCCCUUUCCCCCACCGACGGGCACAACCACAGCAAUGGUGCUCGGACCGGGGCGAACCGCCGCCCUCCGGCCGCCCCCACCACGAGAGCGGUCACAGCGCGUGCACCUCCCCUGCGACGGGCCGACCAAGCUGUUGCGCCCGACGGAGCCACUGGCCCUCGAGCGCCUUCGCGAGACCACAUUCAGGUGGUUGCCCCAUAGCAACAGCGGGGCGUAG
Molecule: messenger RNA, 477 nt
Organism: Aegilops tauschii subsp. strangulata
Lineage: Eukaryota; Viridiplantae; Streptophyta; Magnoliopsida; Poales; Poaceae
Source: RefSeq, a predicted model, not a curated record